UGUAAUAAAAAUAAUGAAAUAUAAAUAUCACAUUAAAUCAGAAUUCAUCUUAAAUGUGGAAAUCCAUUUACCGACGCCAUCUUCGGAAUCAGAUAUCAUUGCUUAAGAAGAUAAGAGCGAAGCAGACAUCACGCGUAUCUAAUCGAACAGUCAUUCUAUCGAAAGUCUCUUUCUCGACGAUUAUGGCAAAUGAUCAGGAUAUCGAGAAAUACUUUGAAUUCGCGAAAAAUCUAACGUUAGAAGCUGGACAGACGAUUAAAAACGUCGAUGAUACGGAUAAAAUCAUAAAAUCUAAAUCAAUAGGAAAAGAUCUGGUAACGAAUUUUGAUCACCAAAUCGAGGAAUUCCUGAUCAAUGCUCUUAGCAAGGAAUUUCCUGAUCACAAAUUCAUCGCGGAAGAAGCAACUGGUCUAUCGGAAUUACCAGAAUUAACAGACUCGCCAACAUGGUUAAUCGAUCCGAUCGACGGUACAGUUAAUUUCAUACACAAUUUUUCACAAUACUGCAUCUCGGUAGGUUUAACGAUAUGUAAGGAGGUGGUCCUAGGAAUCAUUUACAAUCCUGUUAGUUGCGAACUAUAUACGGCAAAAAAAGGCCAAGGUGCAUUUCUAAAUGAAAAACCUAUUCGAGUAUCCAAAAUAACAGAACUGAAGAAGAGUUUAUUGGCGUUUGAAGUGGGGAGUUUACGAGUACAGAAAAACCGUGACAUUGCUUGGGCUAGAUUCUUUGCUCUAUUCGACUCAUGUCAAACCAUUAGAAACGUAGGCUCAGCUACGUUAUCGAUGGCAUAUGUGGCUAAAGGCGUAAUCGAUUGCUUUCAAAUGGAUGGUCUUCAACCUUGGGAUGUGGCAGCAGGAAUGAUUAUAGUCACUGAAGCCGGUGGUACCUUAAUAGAUUCGAAAGGUGGACCUUACAAUCUAAUGAAACCAAACAUCAUAGUCGCGUCUACAGCGCAAUUGGCUUGCGAGGUGACGAAACUGAUCGUUGAUACAGAUUUGAAAACCCAAAGAAAAAGACUUCAACGAACUUGAUCGUAUUUUCUACUCACAUGUAAUAUUGUAAUAUUGUACAAAUUAAGAAAAAACAAAAUAAUUCUCCUAUCUCUAAACAUGUAAAUGUUCGAUUAAUAGUUUUGUGCGUCGUAACAAUACUGAAAAGCCAAUAAAAAGAAGUUAAGUGAUGAGAAAAAAAAAAGUUCCACGUGAAAUCGUUCCACGUGACGGGUCACGAGGUACAAUUAGGUAUGAAAUUUAUUCCUCGCAAAUGGUAUUACGUAAAUUUUAAUUACAUCGAAUCAAGAUAGAA
Messenger RNA from Vespula pensylvanica (western yellowjacket), 1305 nucleotides. RefSeq names its product inositol monophosphatase 3-like. Gene Ontology annotation, molecular function: inositol monophosphate 1-phosphatase activity. The transcript is spliced from 6 exons. Bases 54 to 1031 code for a protein of 325 amino acids. NCBI's taxonomy places the organism in Eukaryota, Metazoa, Arthropoda, Insecta, Hymenoptera, Vespidae. The record is from RefSeq and is a predicted model, not a curated record. Gene Ontology annotation, biological process: inositol metabolic process; phosphatidylinositol phosphate biosynthetic process; signal transduction.